Molecule: messenger RNA, 990 nt
Organism: Myodes glareolus (Bank vole)
Lineage: Eukaryota; Metazoa; Chordata; Mammalia; Rodentia; Cricetidae
Source: RefSeq, a predicted model, not a curated record
UGGCUCUCCCUCUAGCCAAUCGCCACACCCUUCCAGUCUCAGUUCCCCGCAACCCCAGCAACCCCGGGAGGUUUAAAUAGAGCCCCGCUAACGAUGAUGGGCUGGAGGAAUUGUUUCUGAGUUGGAAGUGUUUCCUUCUCCUUAUUACUUUCUUGCGUUGUUUCUCUUGAGUUGUGUUAGCUUUCGGCUGGAAAUGGAGCAUUUGUCGCCGGCGUGGCAGUUGUUGGGGCAUGACAGCUCCUGAGCCCAAGAAGUUCUUAUGUUGGUCUUUUUUAUUUCCUCCAAAUCUUUUGAGAGCAGGGACACUGCUUCCCCAGAAAGGAGGUGUGUGGAAAGUUUUUGUCCUCUAGGGUAGAGAUGGUAAGUGUGGGAGUCAUCACAGAGCCCUGUCAUGCCAGGUGGGAAGUUGAGACAGAUCAGGUGGUCCUGCAGCGGCGGCAGAAGCAGAUAGACUACGGCAAGUGCACACUUGGUUACCAGUGCUUUUUGCAGCAAGUCCCCAGGGCACAGCGACAGCCUGGGUUUCACCCUCAAACACCAAACAAAAACAGGAGGUACAGUCGCCGAUCCUGGGAUGCCCAGAUCAGGCAAUGGAGAAGAGCCCUGCAUACCUGGGACCCCCCAAGCCAGCCUCUGCAUGACAGGGAGGCUUUGGGGAAGGCCAGUAAGAACUCCCUAAGGCCGGUGGAUUCUACUCCCUUGGAUGAUCCUCUGGAUGACUGGCUCCAGGCUCCGGAAUCCUCAGAGAAUUGGGACAGAGGCCAGAAAGAGGCCCAGUUUGCAUACUUGAAGGGUCCUGUUUCCUCUUCUCCUGAGCUCAAAGAGGAAGAGCCUCACCACUGAGCCUACCGCCGUUUACCUAUCCCAGACGUGUAGGGUGCAAACUAAAGAAAACCCGUAUUUUGUAGGGACUCGCUGCUACUACUGUUAUAGCCAAGUGACUGGAAUGACUACUUUCCAACCAAUUAAAAAGGACAUCUAAAACUAUGA